AUGACAGACGUAAAAAAAUCUAAUGAAUUGGCAAAUAAAGAAUUACAAACACUUUUAAAUAUUAAACAUAUUCGUCAACAUUUAAUUAAUGUUGGUUUGAAUACUAGACAAGGUCGACGUUCAAAAUCACCGAAUAAUUAUUCAAUUGAUCGACGACGUAGGAGUACUACAAUAUCUCGAACAAGACAAAGAAGUAGAUCUCAGUCACCAACACGCCUUUCAUCAUCUAAUCAAUCAACACGUGCAAAGAGUGUUUUGGUGCGUCGUACUGUCAGUCCAAAGGUGAUAUUAGAUUAUUUACUUCUUAGACUAACUUCAAUUAGUCAUCGAUGUAUAGUAACAAUGAUAUAUUAUGGAUCACAUACAAAUAUUCCUUAUGAACGUAGUUUUUUUCAACCUGAAGGUGAUGAAAUAAUUAUUAUGCAACAACAUUGUGGAGGAGAAAAUGUUAUUGUUUAUAAAGGUUCAUUAAAACCUAAUAAAACAUUCCAAUUUGAAUCUCAACGACAUGCGGAGUAUCCAUUUGCAUUAACAUUUUAUGUAAAUGGUCUUAUCGAUAAUCGUUUAUCAAUUUGUUGUGAGUAUAGAUAUAAACAUAAUGUACGAAUAGGUGGAAAACGUGGUCUUUUUGGUAUCAUAAAUGUUCUAAAAUCAAAAGCAUCAAAUUCUCCAGAUUUUCAUAUACUUGGAGAAAAAAUUCAUUCAUCAAUGUCAGCACAUCAUAAAAAUGACCAUCCAAUAUCAAAAAAUAAUCGUAACUUAAAAGCCAUACAAUUUUUAGCUAAUUCAUUUUAUAUUUUUAUAUUAAGCUAA
Rotaria sp. Silwood2 is the source of this 813-nucleotide messenger RNA. NCBI's taxonomy places the organism in Eukaryota, Metazoa, Rotifera, Eurotatoria, Philodinida, Philodinidae. The record is from the annotation of a GenBank genome assembly.